Messenger RNA from Rhinolophus ferrumequinum (greater horseshoe bat), 435 nucleotides. RefSeq names its product cytochrome c oxidase subunit 6A2, mitochondrial. Lineage: Eukaryota; Metazoa; Chordata; Mammalia; Chiroptera; Rhinolophidae. Bases 84 to 377 code for a protein of 97 amino acids. The transcript has 3 exons. Gene Ontology annotation, biological process: mitochondrial electron transport, cytochrome c to oxygen. The record is from RefSeq and is a predicted model, not a curated record. Gene Ontology annotation, molecular function: enzyme regulator activity. Gene Ontology annotation, cellular component: mitochondrial inner membrane.
UUGGCCCAAGAGGAGGGGAGGGGCAGCUAGGGCUCAGUGAAGGAGAGUGAGAGGACAGUGGUGUCCCAGCUUCUCUCACCGCAAUGGCUCUGCCUCUGAGGUCCCUGAGUCGGGGCUUGGCCAGUGCCGCCAAGGGAGACCACGGCGGGGCAGGAGGCGGCACCUGGCGCCUCCUGACCUUCGUGCUGGCACUCCCGGGCGUGGCCGUCUGCACCCUCAACUGCUGGCUCCACGCCGGCCACCACGAGCGCCCCCAGUUCAUCCCUUACCACCAUCUGCGCAUCCGCACGAAGCCCUACUCUUGGGGGGACGGCAACCACACUCUUUUCCACAAUCCGCACGUCAAUCCUCUGCCCACCGGCUACGAGCGGCACUGAGACCCCGCGGGGGCCCCAGGCCCAAUAAAGGCCCGGAAGUCGGAAGUCGCGUGUGUCC